AUGGCCGAUGGUGAAUCUCCUUUAAAAGAUGAUCAAAAGGAAUUUGAGGCUUUAAGGAAAAAUUUCACAUCACUAAAAGAUAAUUUACAAACUAAGCAAGUUGCUUCGGAAUUAUUCAACGAAGGUGUUUUAUCUCUGGAGGAAUUGCGAAAUAUUACUAAUAAUUUGUCGCAAUUGCAGAUCGAUUCUGAUGCCAAUUUCAAACUGUUAAAUUUACUUUUCAGUAAAACGGUUAAUCAAUUCCACGUCUUUUUAAAAAUCAUUACUCAACCUUCAUGUAAUUGUCGACAUAUUGGGGAAGAGAUAAAGAAAGAUAUCAAUGUCGAUAAAAAUACAGCCAGACCAGAUGAAAACAAGGAUACAGAUUUAAGUAAUAAUGCCUUAUCUGAGCAAGAUCUCGCUAGAUGGGGAGAUAACCUACGUCAAACAUUCGAUUUUUUCGCUUCUCGGCUUCAGAGAAACGAUUUUAAGAAAGUGGCAAAUAAACUUAAGCUAAAGGAGCAAGAUACUGACGAUAUUAGUCACGAUGAGCGUGGCAGUUAUAAUCAGUAUUAUAAACUUUUUUUGACCUGGUCUUGCAGUAAGGGAAAAUCAGGUACAUUAGAUGUCUUCCUGAAAGCAUUACAGAAAUCUGAAAUGCAAAAGGCCAUUGAUAAAUAUUACGAUGCCAUCCGAUCGGGCGAAGUAACAACCACUUUGUAG
Molecule: messenger RNA, 702 nt
Organism: Trichoplax adhaerens
Lineage: Eukaryota; Metazoa; Placozoa; Uniplacotomia; Trichoplacea; Trichoplacidae
Exons: 2
Coding region: 1-702 (233 amino acids)
Biological process (GO): signal transduction
Molecular function (GO): protein binding
Source: RefSeq, a predicted model, not a curated record